AUGGGGGACGGAGAACGAACAACCACAUUUUGUCAGUGGAUUCUUGAUAGAACUGAUAAUAAUAGGGAGUUUUUAAGUAACGUUUUAUGGACCGACGAGUCAUGCUUCACUAGAAGUGGAGUGGUAAAUUUUCAUAAUCAACGUAUUUGGUCGCAUGAAAAUCCGUAUGCAGUUCGGGAAAGAAAUUUUCAGCAUGAAUUUAGUGUGAACGUGUGGAUUGGUAUCUACCGUAAUCGACUAUUUGGACCCUACCUUUUGCCUGCAAGGUUAAAUGCUGCGAUCUUCUUGGAAUUUUUAAAGGCUGAACAUGCAAAUAUGUGGGAUGAUGUUAUGUUAGAUUUAAGAAGAUUGGCCUGGUUCCAGCUUGAUGAAAGAUGGAUCGGCCGUGGAGGACCAGUCGCCUGGCCUCCACGAUCCCCUGACCUAAAUCCAUUAGAUUUCUUUGUGUGGGGAUUUCUAAAACAAAAAGUGUACGAGACUCCCGUAACCACAAGAGAUAUGCUAAUAGACAGAAUCAGGAAUGCAUGUGAUGAAAUAAGGCCUUAUUUGAAUAAUGCUAUACCACGUUCGAUCAUUCGUAGAUGUGAAUUGUGUAUUGAACAAUUGGGUUUACAUUUCGACGACGAUCCCAGGGUGGGUGCACCAAAAACGGCAGUCACCCAGGAAAACGUCGAUGCCAUUGACGCAAAAUUAGUUUCUCGUUGGAUACCCAAGGUCAUCCGUUCUCUUAAUGAGCAAAGAACUGUUACUGCGGAUUGGUAUACCACCAUUUGUUUGCCAAAAGUCAUCACCGAGCUUCGAAAAAACAACCCCGAAAGAAAAAUCGUCGUCCACCAAGACAAUGCAAGCCCGCACACAGCCCAAAAAACAAGGCAGUAUUUAACGGAAGAAAACGUGGAAUUAUUGGACCAUCCUCCAUAUAGUCCCGAUCUAAGUCCUAACGAUUUCUUUACUUUCCCGAAAAUUAAAGACAGACUGCGUGGUCAAAGGUUCCAGUCACCAGAAGAAGCAGUUGACGCAUUAAAAACUGCCGUUUUGGAUCUGCCAGCAAACGAGUGGAAUAAAUGCUUCGAAAAUUGGUUCGUGAGCAUGCACAUGUGUAUUAAUCUUCGUGGAGAAUACUUCGAAAAACAAUAA
Molecule: messenger RNA, 1137 nt
Organism: Acanthoscelides obtectus
Lineage: Eukaryota; Metazoa; Arthropoda; Insecta; Coleoptera; Chrysomelidae
Source: the annotation of a GenBank genome assembly